AUGCUUCCUGCCGGACUCCCGCUAAAUUCCUUCCUUGCCUUCCCCUUCGCGUCCCUGCAGCUUCCCCGCGCGGACGGCGCAUCACAACAGCUGGGGGAUCCCUCCGCUUGCCCGUUGCCGCUGCCGCCGUCACCGCUCACCGCCGCUGCAACGCCUUCCCCUCGCCAACAGCAGUCGCGCUGUCCGCCGCGCGACCUCUCGCUUCUCCGGCGACCCCGCGGGCCGUUCGCGCCCGCGCCGCAUCCGCGCGCCUCUCGUCGCCCUUCACCCGCGCCCCGUCCUCUCUCCGCUUCACCAAGCGCGCGUGCCAGCAGCUCUCCAACCCCCACCUCUUCCCCGUUCCUUCACCUUCGUUACUCAAUUCCUCCCGCCGAACCUCCCGCGUCAGCAGGUCUGGCCGCGUCUUGCGGCCCGGCCGCGCACGCGCUCUCCUCGCCCCCCUUGCUCGCCGCCAUCGGCGUUUUCCUUCGCUGCCGUCCUCGCCGCGCUUCCGGCUGCCCUGACGGCCGUCUUCGCCGCGCUGCCGGCUGCCCUGACGGCCGUUUCCGCCGCUACAACCGCCGUCGCAUCGAACGCGACAGUCUCGUCGGUAGCACUCCCGCUGCUACAGCUUCUGGCGGGCGUGGGGGGCGCAGUAGGAGUGGUCACUCUGGGACUCAUCUGGACCGUACUGGACCCCAAUCAGCGGCUGCCACUGCAGCAGGAUCAGCAGCAGCGGCGGCAGCAGGGGGGGUGACGGUGGUGGGGUACGGGAGCAGCAGUGCGUGGUGGGUGAGUGUGGUGCUGGGGGCGGUUGCAGCUGCAGCUGGAGCGAGUGCGGGCUGGGCUUCUGGAGGUGGGCGAGCAGGGGGUGCUGGCAAGGAUGGGAAUGCUCCAAGGGGUAGCAGCGGCAAUAUCAUCAGCAGCAGCAGCAGCAGGGGAGGUGGGGACAUGUGGAUGGAGGCAGAGGAGCGCAGGCGCCUGCAGGAGUUUGAUGCGAAGCUCAUGGGGAGGCCUCUGCAGCAAAUGGGUAUGCCGUUGCCUAGCAGCCAUGCACAGAGUGGUGAUAGCGGUGACAGUGGGCCUCCAGCAGCAUGGACAACGGAUGACGUGGCAACAUGGCUCACAGCAGAGGGCUUUGCCUGCUAUGCACAGGCCUUCCUUCGCCAUGCUGUCUGUGGCCAGGUGCUGUUGGAGCUGACAGCAGAGGACCUGAGGGAUGACUUGGGGGUGCGCACGCUAGGCGACAGGAAGAGGCUGCUCGCAGCCAUUGCACAGCUCAGACUGUGGUUUGGCACAGGGCAAUCGUGA
Messenger RNA from Closterium sp. Naga37s-1, 1290 nucleotides. The record is from the annotation of a GenBank genome assembly. Lineage: Eukaryota; Viridiplantae; Streptophyta; Zygnematophyceae; Desmidiales; Closteriaceae.